This is a messenger RNA of Styela clava, 870 nucleotides long. The record is from RefSeq and is a predicted model, not a curated record. Lineage: Eukaryota; Metazoa; Chordata; Ascidiacea; Stolidobranchia; Styelidae.
GAUAAGUUUCAUUGAACACAUUGAAAACUGAUAAUGUAAAAAGUAAGGAAUCGAGAACGGGUUGUAAAAACAAGAAGAUGAAAUCACCAUGCAAAAUGUAUUAAGCCUACUUCUGAAUCUUAUCUGCUGAUUUAAUAUUGCAAGUUUGAACUGCAAAUGGAUUAUCUUUCCCGUGUCUCGAGUUAUCAAAACUUGAUCGUUCAACAAAACUGCACUGGGAAAGCCUCAUAAUAUAUACACAUAUCGAAAUUACGGAAUCCAUAAGUUUAUUCGAGUAGGAUGAUUAUGCAUGUUUUGAACGACAAAAUAGCAACCAGGAGUGUUUUAUCGGCGCCAGUACGGUUCAAGAUAUUCUGUUUCGGGGUAUAAAUAGGCCACGGAAACAUGAAUCGAAUCAGUCUCAACUCGAAGAACUUCGAAACAAGACACAAAAUGAGGAUCCUGAUCUUACUUCUGGCUUGCCUGGCGAUUGCCAACGCAGCCUCCUAUGUUCAACAUCCAUGUGGUUACACUAAAUAUUCCAUCAGGAGAUUCUACGUCUUCCCUACUUCGGCAUGUCUCAAGUUUCGUGUUCAUUUUUCCAGCUCCUGGUUCACUACCAAAUAUUAUUCUUCCGUGAUGAGUUCUUAUCCUGGAACUAAAUGUGGAACAGAUGAUUUUCAAGAAAUGACCAAAAUCGAAUUCAAGACCAAUCUUGAGAAGAAGCUGAAGUCAAAGGCAGAUGCAAUAUUGAAGGAGAUGAACGAACAUUACGAUACUUGGCUUGUUGAUUUCAACUUGAGAAUGGAGAGUUGCAAGACUAAAUUUGCCGAUAGAGUCAAUGAAUAUACAAAAGAAUUUUUGAAGUAUUUUAAGUUAAUUUUCUUUUAA